This is a messenger RNA of Fukomys damarensis (Damara mole-rat), 1678 nucleotides long. RefSeq names its product proteasome 26S subunit, non-ATPase 4 (gene Psmd4). The record is from RefSeq and is a predicted model, not a curated record. Bases 67 to 1377 code for a protein of 436 amino acids. The transcript has 11 exons. Gene Ontology annotation, cellular component: proteasome regulatory particle, base subcomplex; nucleus; cytosol. Gene Ontology annotation, molecular function: polyubiquitin modification-dependent protein binding. Gene Ontology annotation, biological process: proteasome-mediated ubiquitin-dependent protein catabolic process. NCBI's taxonomy places the organism in Eukaryota, Metazoa, Chordata, Mammalia, Rodentia, Bathyergidae.
CGGGCCAAUUGCCGGAGCUCUUGUUAGGCAGUCUCACAGCCGGUCGGGAGGGAGAAAGGUAGCAAGAUGGUGUUGGAAAGCACUAUGGUUUGUGUGGACAACAGCGAGUACAUGCGCAACGGCGACUUCCUACCCACUCGGCUGCAGGCCCAGCAGGACGCCGUCAAUAUUGUGUGUCACUCCAAGACGCGCAGCAACCCCGAGAACAACGUGGGCCUCAUCACGCUGGCCAAUGACUGUGAGGUGCUGACCACACUCACCCCUGACACCGGCCGCAUCCUCUCCAAGCUCCACACUGUCCAACCCAAGGGCAAGAUCACCUUCUGCACUGGCAUCCGCGUGGCCCACCUGGCUCUGAAGCACAGACAGGGCAAGAACCACAAGAUGCGCAUCAUUGCCUUUGUGGGGAGCCCCGUGGAGGACAACGAGAAGGACCUGGUGAAACUGGCUAAACGCCUUAAGAAAGAGAAAGUGAAUGUUGACAUCAUCAAUUUUGGGGAAGAGGAGGUGAACACAGAGAAGCUGACGGCCUUCGUGAACACGCUGAAUGGCAAAGAUGGCACCGGCUCUCACCUGGUCACGGUGCCGCCUGGCCCCAGCUUAGCUGACGCACUCAUCAGCUCCCCCAUUCUCGCUGGCGAAGGCGGGGCCAUGCUGGGCCUUGGUGCCAGUGACUUUGAAUUUGGAGUGGAUCCCAGUGCUGACCCUGAGCUGGCCCUGGCCCUUCGUGUCUCUAUGGAGGAGCAGCGGCAGCGGCAGGAGGAAGAGGCCCGGCGGGCAGCUGCAGCCUCUGCAGCUGAGGCCGGGAUUGCCAGCACCGGGACCGAAGGUGACAGAGACUCGGACGACGCCCUGCUAAAGAUGACCAUCAGCCAGCAGGAGUUCGGCCGCACUGGGCUGCCUGACCUGAGCAGCAUGACCGAGGAAGAGCAGAUCGCCUAUGCCAUGCAGAUGUCCCUGCAGGGAGCAGAGUUUGCCCAGGCAGAGUCGGCCGACAUGGACACCACCUCGGCCAUGGACACCUCUGAGCCAGCGAAGGAGGAGGACGAUUACGACGUGAUGCAGGACCCCGAGUUCCUUCAGAGUGUCCUGGAGAACCUUCCCGGCGUGGACCCUAACAACGAAGCCAUCCGAAACGCCAUGGGCUCCCUCGCCUCCCAGGCCACCAAGGAUGGCAAGAAGGACAAGAAGGAGGAGGAGAAGAAGAGGAAACGCUUGUUUUGGCUGAUGGUUUCAGGCUGUGGCUGGCUGGUUCCCCUGCUGUGGUCUGAGGUGAGGUGGAGACAUUGUGGCGGAAAGGUGUGUAGAGCAAGCUGCUCACCUCAUGGUGGCUGGGGAGCCGAGAAUGGGCCAGAGAAGAGGCUGGAUUAUGUAUAGGCUCUAGAGUCAAGACCCCAGGAUCCACCCCUAUGUCCAGGCCCCAGCUCGUUUCUGUCACUUCCCAACAAAGCCAUCAAGUUAGGAUCUCAUCAAGGAUUAAUCCACUUGAUUACUGAUCCCUAAUGAUCUGGCCAUUUCCCCCAAAGCCCAGGCGGUGGCGACCAAAGAAAACAACUUCUUGACUGUAAUCUGGACACAAAAAGCACUGACCAUGAGAAGAUAUUGUUAAAUUGAAUUUUAUUAAACUGGGUUAAGUCCCCAAUAUUAACUUUAUGUCACAUGAAUAUCAUCUCAAUAA